This is a messenger RNA of Trichogramma pretiosum, 1152 nucleotides long. Its product is annotated as pre-mRNA-splicing factor CWC21-like. Bases 1 to 1152 code for a protein of 383 amino acids. The transcript is spliced from 3 exons. Lineage: Eukaryota; Metazoa; Arthropoda; Insecta; Hymenoptera; Trichogrammatidae. The record is from RefSeq and is a predicted model, not a curated record.
AUGUAUAACGGAAUAGGUUUGCAAACCACCCGAGGUUCGGGAACAAAUGGUUAUGUUCAAAAGAACUGCGCCGUCGUUCGUAAACACAAGAGACAGUCGAAUGAAAACCAGCCUGUCCGUGGAGAUUUCGCUAACAAGGUUCCCAAUGGAGAUAUUUUGUUACAUGCAAAAAAGAGAGACAUCGAGGUCAAAAUUCUGGAGCAUCGAGAAGCUUUGGAAGAACAGGGACUUAAAGAAGAAGAGAUCGAAGAGGAGGUAGCGAGGUACAGAGCCACUUUGCAGCUGUGUUAUGAAAACGAGCAGCGUAAGCUAAAAGCCGACAACUUUUCUUUCAACAACUUGAAACAGGAAACGCAUCACCUGGCCGAAGCAAAUCAACUGAAAAACUCGAAAUUGCGUGAAGCUUUUGGAAUAUCAGAGUAUUUUCAAGAUGGCACGAGUUUUGAUCCAGAGAGGCGUGAACGCGAAGCUCAGUUGAAAAAAGAAGUUGAGAAAAAGUCAUAUCAAUGGCUUAAAACUCCUUCACCUGAAAAAGAUGAUAAAACUGCGGCUGACAGCGACAUUGUCUGGAGAAAAGAAUCCGAUGAUAAACAAAAUGAAAAUGACCAAAAAGAUAAAAAAGAAGACCAUAGAGAAGACAAAAAACGAAGCAAAAAAUUGAAAAAGAAAUCAAAACAUAUUGACACCUCUUCAAGUAGCAGUGACAGUGAUGACGAUUCAGAGUCAAGCAGUGAUAAAUACGAAAGCAAAAAAAAAGACUCAAAGAGAAAGCGUAAAAAUUCAUCAAAAAAUGUUAAAAAUAAGCGGCGAAAGGUCAAUGUUGAAAGUGAUUCAUCUGAUUCCAGUGAUAGUGAAACUAAAAGUUCAAAGAAAAAAGCAGUAUUGUCAAAAUCACACAAGUAUCAUAAAGAUGAAAAAUCAUUUGACAUUGAACCAUUACAUUCCUCCAGAAAAGAAGAACCGGAUGUUUGUAGUCAAGAACACCAAAUAAUUGAUGAUAGAGACUCGAAAAAAGCCAAGACAAACUAUGAAUCUGAAGACAGCUUACCCGAAGAAAUUGUUAAGGAAAUAAAGAAGUAUAAAUUAAAGUAUGCUGGACACGUCAAGGAUAGUUGGAUUAUCAAAGAAAAUAAUGUUGCUAAAAGAAUAUGA